Messenger RNA from Caenorhabditis briggsae, 1452 nucleotides. The transcript is spliced from 3 exons. The record is from RefSeq and is a predicted model, not a curated record. The coding region runs from base 1 to 1452 and encodes 483 amino acids. NCBI's taxonomy places the organism in Eukaryota, Metazoa, Nematoda, Chromadorea, Rhabditida, Rhabditidae.
AUGCUGGAAUGUCAGAGACCGGCCGGACCGGGCCGCAGAUUUCUGGCUCCUGGAUGUUUCAGAACUCGCAAGCAAAACCAAGCGGCCCUCCAAGCCCUGAUCUCCGGCAACACGAACGGCGAGAAUCCAUCGAUCGCACUGGCCAGACUGUUCCAAUCUCUGAAUCCAGCUGGAACUGGAAAAUCGGAAACCAGCUCUCCAGGAGGCGAAGGCACCAAGAAGGCUCGUCUGAAGGUCUUCUCAAAUGGCUAUUUUAUGACUUUUGAUAAAAUUUCCUCAUGCCGAAAGAAGCACUUCUGGAGAUGCGAGUACAAGAAUACGUGUAAAGCCAGAAUGCACACAGAUAUUGAGAGUGAAAAGAUUGUUACCUAUAUCCACGACCAUAACCACACUCCACCGACAGCCGAGGAAAUCCAACUCUAUGGAAUUGAUCCCCAGGAGAUUGAACGUAAUCGAGUCUACAUCGUUGGCAAUGUGUCUGACACAAAUCUCCGGAGAAAAAUUCGAAAACAAGUGGCGGACCGAGAGGCGGCGGCGAAACGUCUCGAACAACAACAAAAAGAGGAACUCCAGAAAAAGCAGAACGAGGCGACGAUGGCCGCCGCGCAAGAGGCCUAUGCUCGUGCCGUGGUCUCCACGGGACAUCUCAACUCCACGGGACCAAUGGCUGCCGCGGCAAGUCUGUUUCAGUCGGCGGCUGCUGCAGCGGCCGCCGCGGUGGGCACGUCUUCGGCGCCAACGACCACACAGACAACUAUUAAUCCGCACGCGCUGCUUUUGGCUGCUCAAUUGCCAACGCUGACGAAUAUGAUCAAGAAUGAGACGACGGCGGUUUAUGUGCCAAACUAUAUUUCGCCCAAUAUGCCUAACCCCUUCCCUCCCUCCCAAAAAUCUUCCCAUUUCCACGAAAAUUUCCAGUUUCAGCCAAUGCAAUCGGCCACCCCGAGCACCAGCACCAUCCCUCCACUCAUCAUUCCAAAAACCGAGCCUCUCGAAACGACGUCAUCGCAACCAUCCGCAAAACGUCGUGCAAUCGACACCUUCGACGAUGCUCACGAGGUGACGAGUCAUCCGAAUUUCGAGCCAACAUUCCAAAUUGCUCAUAGUCUUCGGAAGCUUUGGAGAGGAACCCCGGGACGGUAUCCACGCCCCACCAACGGACCAUCGCCCGCGCAUUUUGAAUUCUAUAUUGCGAAAUACGAUGGAGCAGAGGAGCAUUUGUAUGUGCCGUGUAGAAUUGAGCAACGGGAUGAGGCUCAUAUGAGAGAGGCACUUCAACAGUUUGCUGGUGAGCAAUGUCAUGGAAUGCUCCUGUUCAAGGUGUCGUCGAGAAUCAGUGUGGUGCUGAAUCAGCCAAUGCUUAUCACAUGGGCCAAUAAUCAAUUUUUCCUGCUUGACACGUCGAAUCCAAGCAAAUGGAAGUUCAUGUAUGUCGAUGAUCAGGCCAUGUGA